GGCUCUGACUCACGCUGACGAUCCGCACACGGCAACAUUUCAGACUCCACCUGACCUGCAACCUGACAGGAGGUAUUUGAUGACGGCUUAAGGCAACUUUUCCUCUGCUUUCUGGGCUUUUUUUUUCUACCUGCUCUUGGCGGCAUAUCCUCCUUUCAUCCAGGGCUUCAAACAAAGUCAAAAUGCAUGUUAUUGUUUCAUAAACACCAGAUGGCGGUUAGUUGAAAUAAAGCACAUCAAAGUGUGCCAGGACGGGACAAGGUGUUUUCUUCGCCUCUUCUAUAACAACUACGGACGAGUGAACUUGUUUUUUUUUUCUUUUUGUGGCGCGUCGUCCUUUUAUAUUCGCCCUGAAUUUUCUCAAACAUCACCCGAGCACCCUCAUUUUUCCUCCUCCACCGCCACUUCUUUUUUUCUCUUCCUCGACCGCUUUCACUUAUCAUAACACCAGCCUCAGAGGAGACAAGACUUCACUGCCAGUGGUGAAAAAAAAGGAAUCAAAAUAACAAUUUAGCCAACAACAGCACAGGAUUGGACAUUCACGAGGAUGCUACUCCCGCACAGACACUCCUAGACGGUCCAAACAGCCGCUGCCAACAUGUUUAGGCGAGGUUAUGGCGGGGUGGAGUUACUGUUGGUGCUCUGCGGCCUGGAUCUCUCUCUGCCGUGCCCUCGCCACUGCAUCUGCUACACUUCACCUAGCACCGUCUCCUGCCAGGCCCACAACUUCCAUGCCGUGCCCGAGGGCAUCCCGGCUCAGAGCGAGCGCGUCUUUUUGCAGAACAACAAGAUCCAGCGGCUGCUCCGCGGCCACUUCUCGCCGACCACCACCAUGUUGUGGCUCUACUCCAACAACAUCUCCUACAUACAGCCGUCCACCUUCCACGGCUUCGACCGCCUGGAGGAGCUUGACCUCGGGGAUAACAAGCACCUGAAAGCCAUCGCUUCAGACACGUUCCUUGGUCUGGGUCGACUGCACGCCCUGCAUCUAUACCACUGUGGUCUGAUCAGCCUGCCUCCAGGGAUCUUUGCGGGGCUCCAUAAUCUUCAGUAUCUCUACCUACAGGACAACCAGUUGGAGUUCCUGGAAGAUGACCUUUUCAUUGACCUGCUGAACCUCAGCCAUCUUUUCCUGCAUGGAAACCGACUAUGGAGCCUCAGGCAGAACACCUUCCGUGGUCUUGGGGUCUUGGAUCGCCUUCUUCUCCACCAGAACCGAAUCCAAUGGGUGGAUCGCCAGGCUUUCCAUGACCUGCGACGCCUCACCACCCUGUACUUGUUCAAUAACUCCCUGACAGAGCUAUCUGGUGCCAGCUUGACUCUCCUGCCAGCCCUGGAGUAUCUGCGACUGAAUGACAACCCUUGGGAGUGUGACUGUAAAGCCCUGUCUCUUUGGGAUUGGCUGCGAAGGUUCCGAGGCUCCACUUCCUCUCUGAUUUGUGUUUCACCACCAGAGCUGGUGGGAAAGGACCUGAAAGCACUCAAGAAAGAGGAGCUACCCAGUUGCUUGUCGAGUGAGGGUCGUGUUGGGGGAAGGGAGAUGGAGCACGGAGAGUCUUUGAACCACCUGAAUCGCCACAGAAACCAUCACAAUCAUCAUCAGCGCCCAUACUUGCCCCAUGGGGACCAGUACAACCUCCCUUCACCCUCACCCCUGCCGCGGCCACCCAAGUCAGGCCGCAGAAACUGUACCCGCAGAGGGCGUAAGGCAAAGGGUGGGCUCAAUGAGGUGCAGGUGCACCAGAUGGAGGGUGAGAAAGACUUCUCUCCAGAGGGAGGUAAAUAUGGUCUGUCUGGAACUACAAGGAGGAAGAACAAGUGCAUCCCCAGAACUUCUGUUGGCCCACCAAGUGGGGUCCAGAGAGCAAACAAUAAAGCAGGAUCCCACACUGCUGCUUCUAUUUUCUGUUUACCAUCAGCUCUGCUGCUAUCACUCAUCUCUGUGAUCCUACGCUGAGGCAGGAAAUGGACAUGUUUGUGCUGGUGAUGCAGCCAAUGGAUUCACUCUGCUGAACCACCCUGCCCCGGCUUUUUUGAUGAGGCACAUGUGCAAAACUAUGCGUGUACAUGACUGUGUACAAAGAACAUUAUCAAAUAUCUACUGUGGAAGUAUCCCUGUGGUAAAAAGGCAGGAGUCUUUACAAGUCACAACAAAAGUAUGGCAGUCAGGGAAAUCAAUUAAGCCCAUUUCUUUGAUGAUGUCACCAAGGAAAACAACAGGAAAACAAAACUUUACGUCAGUCUCUGUGGCACUGAUUGCCUCACAAAAUGUAUGUACUUAUAAAAACUGUACAGCCACAUAUUAAAUGAGCCAAUGAUCCAUUCAAAUAAUAGCAAAAAGAAUGCACAAUACAAAUCAAAACGGUCCAAGGCUCUGUCUCCAUGUUUAGCCCUUUUCACACAAUAAUGCUCUCUCAGCACGCCAUCCAUCUGUCACUCAUGCUGAGACAGAAGCACAGUCAUUCUUUCCUGUCACACUGAUCACUCAGCAGCACCUUAAGAUCCAAAAUACUGCAGACAUAAAACGCAGUGACAUGAGUCAUUGUUUAAGCAGUAAAACGUCUAACAUCAUAUACCUGCAGAGUGCUUUUAUUUUGACAUGUGUCACAGUAAAGUGGACCUACGUUAUUGCACAGCUGUGUUCUUGAAUUCUAGCCUAAACUCUGAAAAAACACCACUGGAGUUGUGACACAUCUCUUUUACUCUAUCAUUGCCCUUGCCCUUUCAUAGCAUUAACCUAAAAAGCCAUUCAGAACUGACCUAUGAUUUUAAGAGCCAACUUGUCACAGUCAGCGAAAAUGAAUGAGUGAAGACUUCUGUGUAUUAUUUGUAUGUGUGUGUGUGUCCACUGAAAAUGAUCACUAAAGCCAUGCGGGUAGAACGACACUAGAUAGCAAGAGUGCCUAACAAGAGCCAGUGAGCCAAAGAGGACAAACCAGUGGACAGUUUCAUUCACUCUUCAGCCCUCACUGGCUACAAAAACAAAGACCCCAACAAGCCUGGAUGGUCGACUGAAGCAGGCAAAGGAAAAGGAGUCUUUGUCUGAGAAACUUCUGACUCCAAAAAACUAUAUGCACUUUCUUUGCAACCCUGUGGAGGCUAAUAAGACAAAAAUAUAUAUCAUUGGAGACACACGAUUCAAUCCAAUGAGUCACAUGAGGGUUUUGAACACUGGGGGAAAAGGCUUUAAUCAGGGAGGAAUACUUAUAACCACCAACCCAACAUUGCAAUAUAUCACCUGCAAUGAUCUAUUCACCUGCUGAACUUGAUAACAAAAGCAGGCCAGACUCUCCUGUGAUCAUCACUUGGUGAAGGAAAUAACAACCUGCCACUGAAGUUCACAUUUCAUCUUCUUUGGUGUAUUCAGUGCGCUCCCAAACAGAUGGACUGAACAAUCUCUAAGCCCUGAUUGGAGAGUUGGAUUUUAAUGCUGCUAUGUCUGAGAAAAUCCCUUUCCAAGGCUUGGGAUUUUUUGCUGAGAAGUACCAAGGACUGAAAAGACUGUGGGUAACAGUACCCUGUAUGAACAGAAUUGGUUGAAGUGCACACAUGCCCCUAACAGAGCCCAAUUACCUUUACAGCAGUCUCACUACAAACUACAAACCCCUGCCAAGUCCAGGGCCUCUUGAAUCCCAGAACAGAGCACAACAUGUUGUCUAUGUUUUGAUCUUUGACCACGGUUAUUUCAGAGUCUGUCAGUAAAAGUCUUAAGUAGGGAUGGGGAGACCUAGCUCAAUCAAGAAAAUAGCGCAAUAGCCAUGUUGAUAGUCAUGUUCGUAAGUGACCAAUCAAGUUGACUAAAAAUAAAUCUCAACUCGGACUAACAUAUUAGUCUAAAGGUGAGAAAAAACUCAGAAAUAGUCCAAACUUAGCACAACUAAUUCCAAAUUGUUUUUCAGUAACCAAUGUAAUUUGGUUGUCUAAAGGUGGCUAAAGUCAGCAGUGCAAACACCACCGGCCUUCGGUCCAUCUUGCAGGCUAACAUUCUCGUGUCUGUAGUGGAUUUGGUAAGACAUAACUCCUAUUGAUGUGCCAGUUUAAACUGUCACAGCCUACAUAUAAUUUCACAUCAGUUAUCUAAAUCCAAAUACUGCCAGACAUGUUUCCCCUAUAAGAUGGUUUUCUUGCUUGUUUAUAGGGCUCAACAGUGCGGUUCAGGAAGCAAAAAUCCCAUUCAUUUACUCCACAGUACAUUUGGUUAUUAGCUCUAUUAUCGAAAUGACCCAAGAUAAACCUAACACGAGCUACCUGAGUCUGAAACCAUAGUAUAUGCUCAUGUAGAAGACAUGACAUAUGAACCUUAUUUUAAGAAAAACUUCUACACAAUCUCAGCCAAAAUUACCCAGACCCACAAUCCUAUCAUGGAAAUUCUACAAAGCCUGCUAACAAAGGCUGUUACCUGUUGACAAUGACAAUGCAUGUCGCCACAUUAUGAAGCAAUAAAUACUCAAACUACGACAUUAUCAUUUCAAAUAUAAUCACUACAAUAAAGAUAAGUGUAGGAAAAAUGGUUUGAAUGUUUGAAAAGUUAUCAUUAACAACAAAGAAAAUGAAAAGCAAGGGAUUGUGGGAUACAUAGUUCCUUCCUUGUAAAGAAAUAUGGACACUGUCUUCUAGCUUUGGUUUUUUCUCCAUUUUUCAAACGUUAUUUUUGCACCAUAUCAAAUCUUUUAUAGUCAUGAGUACUCAGGUGGCUUGGUCCAUGCAUCUAAAGCAUUGUAAUAAGAACUCUACAAAAUAUUUAUGGGGUAUCUGAAUGGUGAAAAUCACUUCUGGAAACAGCACGGCCAAAUUGGGCCGGCACUGUUCAGCAGUCCUGGCAGUAAAGUCUGAAGAGAAGGCGCAUUAGCCAGGGCCAUUCUGUGGCUACAGAUACAGCUAGUGGUAGUCAGCAUGGACGUGAUAUUUGAAUGGCACAGAGGGGCCAAGGUGUACGGAAUGCAUUUAAUUCUGGUGUAAACAAAAGAGGGUAAAAAUGUUUAUUGUUUAGACCGCUAAAAGCACACAGCCUUAGUAAUAAUAAUAUUGUGAAAGAGUGGCAUGGUUUCCUAAAGCAGUGGUUCCCAACCUUGCAAGCUACCCCCCCCCAGCCAGGACUCACUUAGGAAAAUUAAUAUCAAUUUUAAUUGUUUUCAUUGAAAAAAUCCUAACAUAACAGAGCAAAAGAUCCAUGAAUAAACUAUCCAAUAUUGUGACAGUGUAUAAUGGCCAUUCUAAAAAUAAAAAAAAAACAAAAACAAAGAGACCAGAAAAUUAAACCAAAAUGCUUUACCUUUGACUUUUUGGGUUGAAUGAUACUGGGACAUUCAUCCUCCUCCUCUCCUCUCACGACAGCCAUUGUACACACUCCCAAACUAGCAAGUCCUGCUAAUUAAAAAUAACAAUUCAACAUUAAUUGAAUUUGGCUGGUGCAGAAGCUAGUAAGCUAACACAACACAGUGACACUGUCACUUUAUGAUGAGUUCAUGGACUGGUUGGCAAAGGUGAAGUAAAUUAAAUGCCAUCAUGAUUUGUUCUCAUCUAAAAUCAUUGAGAAAAAUCUAUGUAAAGGCAAAAAAUCUUGAGUAAAUACACUGUUUAAGGCAAAUUUGCACAUUUUCCAUGCAAUCAAACACAGAUGUAAAAAAUGGAAUUCCAAGUUGUUUAACUGCAAACUCAUUUCAUGAGUCCAAUUUUAGCAUCAAUAGAGGUAUCAAGUAAGACUCAAAGUGUCUCUAAUAGUAUGGUUAAAAAUGAAAACAAACACGUUCCCCACCCUGGACUUGAGUGCUCUGUCACAAAAGAUGGUCACAAACGUGAAGAUUCAUACAGGCUAUCUGGGCACCUUAAAGUCUCUCCAGGUCUUAUAGCAUUACAACUUUAUGAGCUCUAUUUGAAAAGGGACUGCCCUUGUAUACAGAUGACUAAGCUAAAUUCAUCACAUGUUAAUUGAAAGCACAAAAACAUUUGUUUGGUUUGAUGGUAACCUAAAAACAUGGUUUGUAUGGGGAUCCAAGAGCAGGGUCCACUUUUGUACCCUGCAUGUUUGUGUUUUCUGCAGAGCCGCGCCUUUCUCGUGUCUAUCUAAAUGUUGGGGAUGAACAGGAAGCCUGUUGCUGGUGUCGUUCUCAUGACAUGUAGGAUUAGAGACCCCUACUGGUGAACUUGUUUGUGCUGCUGUGAACCCAGAGGUGAUGUAAAUUGUGUCCGUUUAUUCUUGUGAGGAUGACUUUUUGUAUAAAAAAAAGAAGAAAGAAGAACAAAAAAAAGAGAAAUGUUCCAUUGUGUCUCUGUAGUUCCCUUAAAAAAAUAAACAGGGAGCUUGGGGCUGGAACUUAAUUUUUUUAUUUAAUAUGAUUAUUAUCAUUAUUUAAUAUUUUUCAGUUCUGCCUUUUUGGUUUUGCUGACUCAUUCAAGAUAAAGCAUACACUGCACUGGCCCCCUCCUGCACCUCUCUUCUUUUCUAUCCUCAUAUUCAUUCACUCUUUUUUUUCUCACCCUGCCUCCUCCUGUCUGUCUGCCUAUUCUUCUCCUCCUCUUCCUCUCCUUUUCCCCUCUCUAUCUCCUUAUUGUUUCCUCUCCUCUCUUCAUUUGUGCAACCCAAAUGUUUUGUAUGUGGUUAUCAAACAA
Molecule: messenger RNA, 6609 nt
Organism: Cheilinus undulatus (humphead wrasse)
Lineage: Eukaryota; Metazoa; Chordata; Actinopteri; Labriformes; Labridae
Gene: rtn4rl1a
Product: reticulon-4 receptor-like 1
Exons: 3
Coding region: 599-1957 (452 amino acids)
Molecular function (GO): protein binding
Source: RefSeq, a predicted model, not a curated record